Ostrea edulis (European flat oyster) is the source of this 4580-nucleotide messenger RNA. RefSeq lists its product as uncharacterized. NCBI's taxonomy places the organism in Eukaryota, Metazoa, Mollusca, Bivalvia, Ostreida, Ostreidae. Gene Ontology annotation, cellular component: nucleoplasm; chromatin. The record is from RefSeq and is a predicted model, not a curated record. Gene Ontology annotation, molecular function: zinc ion binding; ubiquitin-protein transferase activity. Gene Ontology annotation, biological process: positive regulation of DNA-templated transcription. The transcript is spliced from 9 exons. Bases 1308 to 3221 code for a protein of 637 amino acids.
CGAUAGUGUCCGAGGGUAGUUCGGGUGCAUAGCAACGGACAUUUCGGCGGGUAACCGGAUAAGAAGGUGACAAUACUUAGAUGUAGUGCAGGGCAUCAUAAAGGGAGAAGAAAGGAUUGACAUGUGGUAGUAUAAACAGCUGUAUCAUUAAUUCUUAGACAUCAUGAUUUUAGAACAAUUUAGAGGUCACCAGAAUUUGUCAUCAGGAAACUGUGUAUCUGUAAAUGUUUCACAUUUUUAGCUCACCUGAGCUGGAAACUCAAGUGAGAUAUUCUGAUCACUUUUUGUGCACUGUCUGUCUGUUCGUCUGUAUGCACAGUUUUCACCUAUUCAAUUUCUCCAGAACCACUGUGACAAUAUCAAUUAAACUUGGUACAAAUGAUCCUUGGAAGAAAGCCCUUAGGGGAAUCAAGUUCUUGAAAGGAAGAGUCAUGAUCCCUUCAAAAUGGAGAUAAUCAAGAAAAUGGAAAAAAUAGGGUGGAGUCAUUUGAAAAUUUUCUCAAGAACCGUUGGGCCAAAAAAGUUGAAACUUGCAUAAAGGCUUCGUGACAUGGGUACCAUCAAGUUUGUUCAAAUCACGGCCUCCAAGGACAGGGUGGGAUAUUUUAGGGGAUAGGAGUUUUACUUGAGUGUAUAUAACAAACAUCUUUGAAAACGUUCUUGUCAAGAACAACGGAGCUCCGUGUAGUACUGUCAUGUUGAUAUAUGCAAGGAUACCCAGGUAGUGUAGAUUCAAAUGUGAUGAAAUCAGUACCCCCAAAUCCAGAACCCUGUGGAUAGUGAGUGUUCACAAUAGGGAUCCAAGUUUUGGAUGAUAAUAUAUAUAGGAAAAUAUUCUUUUCAACAACAGUAAAUCCAUGAUCGGUCAUUAUGACAAGACCUUACAUUUCAUACCAUGAUUGUUGACCUUUUAACCUUGUAUUUCAGUUAUGUUGUAACAUUUGGGGCAAGAAAAACAAAGAACAGCUGAACAAUAGCAGGGCGAAGGUAACUCAGAUGAUAACAGCUAGAUAUAUCAGCAUCACAAAGACAGAAGAACAGAAAACAGGCACUGAAUUCUCAGGACAGCUGUGUGAAAGAGAAAAGGAAGAUAAAAGCAGAGUGGUUCACACUGGACUCCCAUGAGGUCCUGCAUUACUGAAGAAAGGAAGGUGAUGUUAAAAAGCAUCAGUUUUGACCACACAAAGUAUCUUUAAGUAGGGGGACUCAACAUUAAUCAAAAUCUGACUUCCUGUUUUGACGGAGGAUUGGACCAUCAACAAGUUACUGUAUAGAUUGUGUUCCUAAAGACCCAGACCCUCCACAUCAUGGACACACUAGGACUCAGCACUCAGCUAAAAGUACGACAAUGUUCUCAAUGUCAGGGGGACACUGAGUUUUACUGUAACACAUGUAAACGUGAUCUGUGUUUACAGUGUAAAGAGAAACAUGUCAUCGAUCUACAUACCAAACACCAUGAUGUUGUGAUUUACCGUGAGAAGUUUAACUACAUCCUCAGACAAGAGAUCUGUGUCAGACAUCCAGACAGGUUCUAUGAAAUGUUCUGUCAGUCGUGUGAACUUUCUGUCUGUUUCCGAUGUUUAGAGCACCGAAAACACCAAAUACUGGACAUUAGAACAGCCUAUCAAACAAAGCGACAACAACACCGAGAAAUCAUUGACAACAUCAGAAGUGAGACUCUCUAUAACUGUCGUGUUCUCCUGGCAGGAAUCCAAACUGAUAUCCAAACUUGUCCCCCACAAAUCUGUCACCGUCAAUCACAGCAGAUGUCAACAAAAGCCCAGAGACUGAAGGAUCUGAUUGACACUGCGGUAUGUAAUGUUAAAACAAGAUACCGAGGUUUAUUGAUUGAUAGAAUACAACAACAGAAGAGAAAAAUGAACAGACACCUCACCCACAUACAGAACUAUGAAGACAGAUAUGAACAAUCAGCAAACAGAGCGGUACAAUUCCUCUUGUUUAUAAAGACCAGUCGUGUCCCCCAGAUAAAGGACACCCCUAAUCUUCCACAACACCUGCUGCUGUCCCUGACUGAGGGAUUCAACAUGGAGGAUGUCAGUCAGUUAUUGAGGGGAAUCCCAGAAAUCCAAAUGACAACAGGAAAACGACAAGUAGGAAUAGACGAGUGUGUGAAACUGAUGUCCACACCUGUAUUACACACGUCUGUCUGUGUGACAGGUGUUAAUUGUGUGGUACACAUAUCUCGUGUGAUGUCAGACCGGGUCUGGGUCUCUGAUGAUAACAAUCUCAUCUUGACAGACACAACAGGAGACACUAUACACCGUGUGACAGAUAUAACAUUCUAUGGAGAACACACAGUGAACAGUUCUGGUGAACUGAUUUAUGUAGACAGUAAACGUAACAUCAACAAACUGUCUGUGAACAAUCACACAGUCACCACACAGAUAGAGUAUACAUCACCAUGGCAACCACGGUGUGUGUACUGCUCCCCGUCCACUGGAGAUCUGAUGGUCGGGAUGUGUAACUAUAAAACAAACAAAGGCAAGGUAACCCGGUACAACAGUAGUGGUCAACACAUCCUGACCAUACAACACGACAACAAACGUCAGACACCGUAUAGUGAUCCUCAUUAUAUCACAGAGAACAAUAACGGUGAUAUUAUUGUGUCUGACUUGUUACGUGGUGUAGUAGUGACAGAGCGCGGGGGGAGACAUCGAUUCUCCUACACAGGACCUCCAUCAGGAUCAUCACUAUUACCACGUGGAAUCUGUACAGACGCGCUGUCACACAUCCUGGUGUGUGAUGAUAACACCGACACAGUACAGAUGAUUGACAAGGACGGUCACUUCCUGUCUCUGUUACUGACACGACAACACAGGAUAAACAGACCACGCAGCCUGAACUAUGAUGAUAAAACUCACCUUCUCUGGGUCGGAUCAUGGUACACCAACACAGUGUCUGUAUAUAGAUAUCUACAGAGGAGGUACUCUCUGACUGAUAAUCCAGACAGAGAUGAGCAGAUCACGGAAGCUUCUGAAAGUUAUGAGUAUGAGGAGGUUCAGGAAUCGGGAUCAGAGCUGGAAAUCAGUGGAGAGUCAGAGUCUGAAGAAAACAGCGAGGAUCUGAAGUCUGAGGAUAGCAGCGAGGAAUCUGAUCCUGAUGACGAGGACACUACUGAAUCAGGGACCAGUGAAGAAAAUGGUGUAGAGGAAAACGAUGAUCGGAAUUUAGAGGAGACCAGCGAGAAUGAAGAUGAAUAAGAAAUGUCUGGAUGUCAGCACGAAUGGGUAGAUUACUGUGACUAAACAGGGCACCAACACCUCAUCACCACAUCAUCUUCCACCCUCCACCUGAGACAUUGAUGUUAACAGGCUACCAACACCUCGUCACCUCAUCAUCUUCCACCCUCCACCUGAGACAUUGAUGUUAACAGGCCACAAAUAUCUCAUCGCCACAUCAUCUUCCUCUCUUCACUUGUGUUCCCAGAUAGAAUCCCUGAUAAACCUUAAAAUAAAGCAAUCUAUCAUUAACUGAAAAAACAAUAGCUUUGAACUUUGACAUUGCAAUAUAGUACAGGCAGGCAGCAGCUUUCUGUUUGGAAUUUAAUUUUAAGUUGAGUGAAUCCUCUUGAGGACAUGAAUCAGAUUUCACAAACGUAAUACGCCAGUUUCGAGCUUAGAGCUCUCCUGUGUAUGAGGUGCAUUUAGUGGAACUUUGAAUCCUUAGGUGGGACAGAGUGGUACCACAGUCAGUGAGAAAGACAAUGAAAUGUAUAAAACUCGACUUCUUAUUAAAUACUUGAUGUAGGAAAUGUAUAAUACUGUCAAAAGAAAUGUUUUAUCAAAUUGGAACCAUAAAUACAAUGUUAUAUUUCCAAGCAAUGUCCUGGAUAUGAUAGCUAGGAGCAACAAAAUAACGUGAUAUAUUAAGAAUUCUAAGUAUUUAAUUACUUUUUGAAUACUGAUCAUUUACUUAGUUUAUGUAUCAGUCGAAAUUGGGUGAUGAAACUGCGUAUGAUAAACUUACUGAGCAGAUUCACUUAUCUGUCCCACUCCUGCGUGUAAACAAGUUGUUUUACACCUUACUAAGUACGAGAGUUCUCCAAAGGGAAAUAACUCGGACGUAUCUCGAAACCGGCGUAUUUUCUUUGGUUUCUGUUGAUGAGAACAAGGAAAACAUUGACCCCAGUGUGCAAUACACGUGUUGUGAAAACAGUUUUAUGUUUAUAUCAGAUUUGUAUAGACAGUUUUAUGCAUGUAACAUGCUUAUCAUGAAAAAAAUAUAUAUUGGUAUGGGAAUUUUGUAUAUUACUUCAUUUGGUUUAAUGAUUGUAUCUGAAAUUUUGUAUAUUAAGUUUUAUGUGUAGUUUGAUGUUUGUAAAUCAAUGUUUUGAAUAUUACUACAUUUAGUUUGAAGAUUGCAUCAGGAGUUUUGAAUAUUACUACAAUUAGUUGAUGAUUGUAUCAGAAAUUUCGUAUAUAACUACAUGUAGAUUUAGUUCAAUGUUUGCAUCAGAAGUUUUGAUAAACUUAGAUCUCCAGUUUCAUGUAUAUCUGUUAUUGACAUUGCAUUGUUUAAAGAAUGUUACACCAGAAUAUAAUAUUGUCACGUAAAAAUCA